GCAAAAACUUCAAUUAAUCAUCAACUGGAUUGGUGAUACAAAAAGUGCAGUUUAUUCUAAAAUGUUUAAAAACAUUGCAAGUCAACUUAAAUCUACUAAGACUAAAGUUGAAGAAAAAGUGUUAAAAUUGUAUGAACCAUACUUAUCAUUGUUCGUAAUGCUAGCAGGGGCUCAUCGAAUAUUAUCGAAUUUGAUACCUUUAUCUUCAUCAAUAAUGUCGUCUUCAGAUGGAGGCAGUGUUGGUACAUAA
Molecule: messenger RNA, 250 nt
Organism: Racocetra persica
Lineage: Eukaryota; Fungi; Glomeromycota; Glomeromycetes; Diversisporales; Gigasporaceae
Source: the annotation of a GenBank genome assembly